This is a messenger RNA of Tachysurus fulvidraco (yellow catfish), 2370 nucleotides long. RefSeq names its product T cell leukemia homeobox 3b (gene tlx3b). The transcript has 3 exons. NCBI's taxonomy places the organism in Eukaryota, Metazoa, Chordata, Actinopteri, Siluriformes, Bagridae. The record is from RefSeq and is a predicted model, not a curated record. The coding region runs from base 200 to 1078 and encodes 292 amino acids. Gene Ontology annotation, biological process: animal organ development; regulation of transcription by RNA polymerase II. Gene Ontology annotation, molecular function: RNA polymerase II cis-regulatory region sequence-specific DNA binding; DNA-binding transcription factor activity, RNA polymerase II-specific. Gene Ontology annotation, cellular component: nucleus.
UGUGUGUGAAACCGGUCCAAGUCCUUCAGCCAAAAAAACUUUCCAUGCUCGGAUCGGCUCUGGCUCGUUCCAGGAAUCUGCUGCAUCCAAAGAGAGAAGUUAACAGGAAUUUAACACUCAGUAUUCUUGACUAUCAGUCAUCUAAAAGUGGAAUAUAAGUUCCCAGAAGGGUAUUCGCUCAGGUUUGUGGAAGGAGAGGAUGGACCGAGCGUCAAGCUCCAGCCCCACGGGUCAGACAUCUCAGCCUGGCCAACAAGAAACAAUCAGCUUCGGCAUCGAUCAGAUCCUCAGCGGUGGAGAGCCGGAGAGCCAAAAACAACGUCAACAGCAACAACAACAGCAACAACAGCAACAGAACUCAACACAGAACAGUCCGGACAGCGCACACGGUCACCGGACGGCCAGUCCGAGUCCUUACCCUGCUCUCUCGGGAGCUUUUCACGGUCUGGCCACUUCAUAUGAUGAAUCCAGUGCAUACGGGCCAAACUUCGCUCUGGCGCCCGGCGGUGUGAUCAGAGUCCCGGCGCACAGACCGCUCACCGCCGCCGUGCCGCCCAAUGUCCCCGCGCUCAGCGGCAUCGGUUUCCCCUGGAUGGAGAGCAGCCAACGCUUCGCCAAGGACCGCUUUGCAGCUGCCCUGACGCCUUUCACCGUGGUCGCACGGCGGAUCGGUCACCCGUACCAGAACCGGACGCCGCCCAAGCGGAAGAAGCCGCGCACGUCGUUCUCGCGCGCGCAGAUCUGCGAGCUGGAGAAGCGCUUCCACCGGCAGAAAUACCUGGCGAGCGCAGAGCGCGCGGCUUUAGCCAAGACCCUGAAGAUGACCGACGCGCAGGUCAAAACGUGGUUCCAGAACCGGAGGACAAAAUGGAGACGGCAGACGGCGGAGGAGCGCGAGGCCGAGCGACAGCAGGCCAACCGUCUGAUGAUGCAGCUUCAGCACGACGCCUUCCACAAGUCUCUGAGUGAACCGCUGCCGGCCGACCCGCUGUGCAUGCACAACUCGUCCCUUUUCGCCCUGCACAACCUGCAGCCUUGGGCCAGUGAAGAGGGCGCCAAGCUCACCGCGUUGGCGUGAGAGCCUCAGUACAAACAGUACAAACAUAUCACUUCACCACCACCACCCCAAUCACCUCAUCAACCCUCUCCCCCGACCCCAGCGCCUCACUCCCUAAUCACCAUGCAGCUGCAUCUCAAAGAACGACGGGACGUUUUCUGUACAGAAACAAAAACAACACCUCCGGAGCAAAGGACGAACUCCACAACGAGCACACGGACACACGCAGAGCUGCUACAGUGAGAGACUCAGCAUCUCUCUCUCUCUCUCUCUCUCUCUCUCUCUCCAUCAUCUCAUCAUGCGGAGGCAACGCCACAGAGACACAUAACCGAGGAUAAAUUAUUCAGAACAUGACCUCCCACGGCCUGUACAAUGGGCAAUUUAAACAUAAAGCUAACAAGAACACACACACACACACACACACACACACACACACACACACACACACACACACACACAAAAGCCUGAGAGAAAAUCAGCACUGCUUACAUCUUAGUAAGGGUCAAGGGCUAUUCUGCUGUUUCAUCUGCAGUUUCUAACAGCUGAAGAAAGCGCACGGUGAUUUUGCAGCACAAAGUUAACGUUUAAUCAACCAAUCACCUUCUUGGAUUUGUAUGACAUCACCAAACUAGAUCAGACGUGAGCAGGAUUCUAGCUGAAGUUAAAAAAGAUCUCUUCUGCGUCUAGUUUCCUGUCAGUUGGCUGAUUAAGGAUCACAAAACAGACACGAACGAAUACUUUAGUUUAUCGCAUUAUAGUUAUAAUACAAAUAAUAGAGUGAGAAUCUAAAUCUAUAAAACUCUUUAAAAAAAAGUCUUUAUAUACUUAUACUGUAUUUCACAGCGAACAAGGCAAAGCAAUAUAAUAACAUGGAGGUUUGCUACUUUGCUAACAGUCACAGAGCCUGGACUUAAUCACACAAAAUCCUUGUUAUAUUUAUAGAAGUAGAUAUAUUUUAUUACUAUAUACUAGUUAGCGUAGUAUUUACAUAAUAUCUCCUGGUUUUACACACUGCACACGUUUACUGAUUUAUGCGCAAUCUAAAAUAGCCGAAUGUUAGCUCUCUUGCUAGCAAUCAUGGCUCCCGGUUUUAGUUACAUCACAUGACAUCAUGCAGCAGGUGCUAGGUGAGAUAUUAGAGUUUUCCUAAUGUUAGAUGGCUUACUGGUGCUUAGCGUCAAAUAGCUAGUACUACAGAGGCAAAGUUAGCAUUAGGAGAAGCGUAUCUGGGCUGCUAUGGUCUAUUAUUUUAAGGCUGAGUGAUAGAGAAUUAGCAAAUAGAAGAAAAAGCAGGAUUAUUAAUAUAUUUUAUA